This is a messenger RNA of Ostrea edulis (European flat oyster), 4459 nucleotides long. RefSeq names its product hyaluronan mediated motility receptor-like. The coding region runs from base 100 to 4248 and encodes 1382 amino acids. NCBI's taxonomy places the organism in Eukaryota, Metazoa, Mollusca, Bivalvia, Ostreida, Ostreidae. Gene Ontology annotation, cellular component: membrane. Gene Ontology annotation, molecular function: hyaluronic acid binding. The record is from RefSeq and is a predicted model, not a curated record. The transcript has 20 exons.
GCAGCUGAUUGGUUGAAAUGUGCAGAGAAAGAUAAAUAAGCAGGCUGCGUUUGAACAUUGGCGGUGAAAGAAAAACCUAGGAAAGAUUGCAGAAAAAUAAUGUCUUUUCCGAAGGCAAACAUUAAAAGAUUUAACGAAGUGUCGGCAUGUGCUCCUCCUGUUGGAUCAUAUGACCCAAAAUUAGCUGGAAAACAAGCAGGAGGCAUUAUAGACAAAACAGAGAGAUUCAAGGCUCCCAAAGAUGGAGGAAUUGACGUUUUAGACACGCCCUCAAAGAAAAGAAUUCCUAGUGACUCUGUGUUCAACAAUACCACAGUGAUUGACUGCAGUAGCCUGAAACCUAAACCAAAAAAGACUGAACAGACUCCAUCAGUGGAAGCCAUCAAGAUAAAGGAACUAGAGAGAGAGAUUCGCCUUGUCUUACAAGAGAGAACAAACCAAGACAAGUUGUUAUGUCAGCGUGACGAGGAAUUGACGAAACUGGAGGGGCGAUUAGCUAAUGCUCAGACUGAUCGUAGCUGUCUGAUGGCUAAAGUAGCCACACUGGAGAAAUCCAUUAAAGAUGCAAACAAAAGCAACGAUCUUCUAAAGAACAAGAUCGCAACAGCAGAAAAUUCAGGUAAGAAGAAUGAAGUCUUAGUCACUGAACUAUCCAGUCUGAAGCACCAGCUCGAUGUCAAAGACAAAGAAAUCCACCGGCUUCGACAGGAACUUGAUGCCCUGAUGAAAACUCAGCUUUCAGAUUUUGCUAUUUUUGAAUCUCUCAUGCUAACUUUGGAAAAGAAGGUUGUAGACCUCGAGAACAAGAAAGUCUGUGGCAGUCCUAGGAAAACAGAGUCCACAAAGCCAGAGACCAACUUAGCAGCCCCAUCUAGUGAGAAGUUAGGCACAUCAAAGAAAAAUGUACAGAAACUUAAAAAAAAGUUUGAAGAGGCAAUAGAGACAUACAGUAGUAAGGUGGAGGACCUGAGAGAAAGCAUGGAGGAGAAGUGCAGUCGAUCCAGACAACAGCGAGAGGAUAUGGAGGUGGCCCUGAGGAAGACCGAGGAGGACAUGUUACAGCUGUCAAAAAAAAUGCAGGCGGAGAGGGAACAGGCAAGAGACCAGAGGAAGUUGUUGUAUAGCAAAAUCAGGAGUCUCACGGACAAGAACUGGACCAAGGAGGAUGAAAUACGGUUUCUGAAAGGAGAAGUAUCAGCGGAGACGGACCACGCUGGAGAGAUGGACCAAGAGACGUUCGAGUUGGAGGCAGAGAUGGCCGUUCUCACUGAGAAGAUGGAACAGUUAGAGGAGGAGAAAAAUACUUUGAAUGAAAACAUUAAGAUCCUGAUGGAGAAAUUUCAGAUUUUGGAGAAAAAUCAUGGACAAGAGAAGAAAUCCAGUAAAGAUAUUAUACAGAAUUUGGAAAUCCUGUUGGGGAAUUCUCAGACUAGUCUUGGCGACAUUCAGAAGAAAUAUUCUUGUCUUGAGAAGAAGAAUAAUGACCUUAUAAGGAAAAUGCAUGACCAGAUGGAGGAAGUAGAGAAGCUCACCUCUCAGCUGGAUGGCAAAGAAAAAGAAUCCAUUAAUAUGAAACAAUUUAUUAAAGAGAAAGAGAACUUGAUCACAGACUUGGAUGUUCAGUUGGUAGGUGCAAGGAUCGAGAUGCAGCACCUUAAAGAUGAAUCCGAGGGCUACGAAAAAGAAGUUGAACAGUUGAAGGAGAAAAUCCAGGAAGUUGAGGAGUCAUUGAAGAGACAGUUGAAGGAAGAAGAAGAGGUUCACCAGAGAACUAUUCGAGGUCAUGCUGAUCAGAUUAUUGAUCUGGAAAAGAAGGAAAUGUUUUUGGUGGAAGAAAAUGAAAUAUUGAAAAAGGAAGUUGAGCAGUCCUCACAGCAGUGCAGAGAGUUGAAAGAUACAGUUGAAAAGCUGUCAACUGAUAUUACUGAUGUACGUAAACAGUCUGAAGAGGAGGUAAGACGUUUGCGUGAUACAAAAGAAAAGGAUUUGAAGGUGCUGGAAGCAAACUUACAGCAGCUUAGAGAUGAGAAUGAAAAUCUUCAAAGAUUAGUCACUGAAAAGGAGGAAACUUUGUUGAACUAUCAAGGUACAGUGUCAACUCUGGAGGAAAAGGAAGCAAUCCUCAGACUCAAUGUGGAGUCCUUGGAGAGGGAAUAUGCAGAAUUGAAACAGAGUCAAGAAUGCACUAUUGAAUCUAUCAUUGAGAAGGAAACAGAAACAAAGAAUGAAAAUGUUGAGCUGAAAAAGGAAUUAGAGUGCAUCGGGAGAGAGAAACAUGAGCUGUUCUGUAAAGUGGCUGAACUACAAGUGAGCAUCACAGAAAUGCAUUCGUCUCUGGCUGGAAAACAAAACCAUCUGGAAACUCUGUCAGUUGAGACUGGUGACAUGGAAAAUAAACUAAGAGGCAUCACUGAGGAGAAGGAGAAAUUAAAUCUAACUGUUGUGGAGUUGAAUGAUAAACUGAAAGAAGCGGAGGAGGAUGUACUAAAGGAGAAGAGUCUUCUGGAGGAGACGGAGAGUGCACUGAAAGCUCAGCUGGAGAAGUUACAACAGGAGGUGGAGAACAGUAAGGAUGUGUUGAUACAGAAGGAGAGACAUGUCACCAGUCUAAUGGUGGAGAACAGCCAACUCAUGAAAGAGAUAGACUACUUCAAGUCUGUCCGAGAACAGGAUCAAGGUCAGAUGUCGGAAAAACUGAUCAGCUUUGAGGAGAGGGUGAAACAACUGAUCGAGGAGAAAGCUAACCUGUACCAGAAGACAGCAGACAUUGUGACAGAAAAAGACAGACUGGAAAUGGAGAGGAGUCAGAUGAAGAAAGAGAUGGAGCAGACUGUGGAGGACUUGGAGAGAGAAAAGAGGGUGGUGGUGGAGAGAGAGGAAUCUAUGACAGCACGGGUGAGUCAGCUGGAAGAACAGAAGCAAUCUUACGAACAGGUGAUCACAGCAUUGGGUGCUCAGGUCAAGGAGUUACAGGAGAUAAACAGCAGACUACAGGAGGACUAUGAACAGGUUACACACAACACACAGGUGGAGAGGGACAGUCAUAUCCAGGCUCUGGAGUUACAACUGAGUACUGUCACAGAGGAAAAUUCAUGCUUGACUGAUCAGAUGGGUCAGGCGGAACAAUUCAAGUGUAAACUGAAAGCAGAAGUGGACAGUUUGAAAGAAAAUAUUACCAGUUUAACUAAAUCCCACGAUGCUGAGGUGCAAAAACAUUUACACAAUAUCCAAGAACUUCAGAAAUCACUUUAUAUCUCUACUAACUCCAAUCAACAAGAACUGAAUCAGCUUCAGAGUGAACUGUCCGGUGUUGUGAAGAAGAAGGUGGAGGAUAAUAAACUAUUUACAGAGAAGAUCAGUAAAGCUAAGUCGGAGUUACAGAGUGAGAAACAGAUCAGACAGACUUUGGAGGAGGAGUUUAAUCUCCUGACAGGGAAGUGUACCGACUUAGAAGCCACAAGGCGGACCCUCACCAAGACCAUAGACAGCUUGGAAGGAGAGCGAGAUCUUAUAAACUCACAGAACCAGGAUCUUCACAAACAGAUGUCUGAGAGAGAGGACGAACAGCACAAACUGCAGAGUGAAAUCCAGAAACUACAAAGUGCUUUCAAAAACUUGGAUAUUCUCAGUUUAAAAGAAAAGGAAGAUCAUGCACAAGAAAUGGAAGUCUUGAAAGCAUCCAUGCAAGCUCAGGCGAAUCAAGAGGAACUAGACCAGAAGACUGCCGAAGCUGAAAAAUGGCAGAAACUCUUUGAAGACCUCCAGGCCAAAGUGGAACCUUUCAUGGAUCAGCUGGAUGCUUUUGAAUUAGAGAAACAAUCUCUGUUAGGAAGAAGUAACUAUGCCCAGGCUGAGAUGGACAGACUAGCGAGUCAGUAUGCUAAACUCCUGGGACAUCAAAACCAGAAGCAGAAGAUCCACCACGUGGCCAAAAUCAAGGAGGAGAACAUCAACCUGAAAAAGGAGGUAACCAUGUUGCGGGAGCAGAUCAUCAAACAAAAGAGAACCAUCCAGAAACUAGAAGACAAAGUGGGCACAACAGACAGCAAGAAAAGGUUUGACCCCAGCAUGGCUUUCAAACGCAGCAAAGAAAAUCUGGCACCGUCUUCAUCACCACUGAAGGAUGACCAGUCCUCCUGUGAUCAACAAAAUGUUGAAUCCUCGGAAACUAUAACUGUUCCUUUACGAAAUCACAAAAUUUGUCACACAUGUGGCAAGCGUAAACACUUGGAGGGUAACAGGAAGUAAGGUGCUUGGACAGAGUGGAAAGGCAGCACAUAUCUCAGGAUCAAUUUUAAUUAAUGAUUUUAAUUUUGAUAAUGUAUUUAACUUUUAACGAGUUUUAAUGUAAUCAUUGUUCAGUUUAUGGACAACAGUUUGCUAGAGAAACUUCUGUAGUUUUGUGUUGUCAGGUUUGAACAUAAAUCAAUUAUGUACUCAAUAAACUAUUAAGAUUGAA